GGACAGUCGCUUGCAUAGUGGCCUGUACUCUUUUGUUCCCUGUCUUUGCUCUUAAACCCAGCAGCACUGGUCUCGACUCCAUCACUCCGUCGAGCUAGUCUCCUGUGCAUCGUCUCCCAUCUCUGCUUUCUUGUUUUCGUGCUCUCUCCUUCCUGUGUCCUGUAUCCCUAUAACUCCUUCAACGUCUCAUCAUUGCCCCAACGUCUCUCUCAUUCUUUCCGUCACCUGUAUCCUUAACUUUCCUAUCCAUCAAGACUCCGAUAACCUUUAAUCACUUCUCUCCCCCUUUGUAGCUCUCUUGCAAGUCCCAAUUCUCUCUUUUCAUUUCCCCUGCGCUAACAAACGGAUGUCCUUGCUUUUUACAGCAAAUCGGUUAACUCCGUUCAUCUACCUAAUACACCGCUUUCUUACUCUCUUAAUCAAAUCCAUGUCUGCUGGCCCAUUCCAUAGUUCGCCUCAGGACAUCACCGUAACCUUUAAACAGCAGCCUCCCGCUUACGCUUUCCUAUCUCAUCCCCCGCCUCAAAAGAAGCGUCCCACACAACCACUUCCUUCUCCUCCUUCCCAAACUCAGUCGAUCCUCCAGAAACCUUCUGCCCGGCGCCGCUCCCAUACCUUUUCUACCAUCGUUGCCUGGGCCUCACACGUCCAGCCCGGCUCCCCGGCUCCCAUCUCUCCCCAUUCCCCUCGCAGACGCCCCUCUGUGACCAGCACUCGCCGUCCUUCUAUCGGCAUCGGCCGCAAGGCGUCUAUCACCUCCACCCGUGUACCUUCCGGAUCCUUCUUCAACAUCAUCGACACCCCUACCACCUACCGCUCCGCUACCACCCCAUCCGUUGCAAACUUCAAGGCCGAUUUGACAGCCGUCGGCUACACCUCCGUAUUCGUCCACCUUCCCAAUACCCCUCUGUCUGCUGCCCUGCCUAUUGUGCUUAAAUCUGCGGGUCCAGACGCGACCCACAUCCCCAUUCCUCCCAUUCCCGUAUCCCCAUCGCGUCAAACCCGCACCCUCACGCGUUCCCGCUCUCUCUCUGUGCUCAAGCUCCUCCGAAAGCGCGCGCAGUCCAAGACAACAAGCUCACCUCCCUCUCCACCCGCUCACAAAAUGAAAUCCAAAGUUUCCUCAGACGCGAUUGCCAAGCGCAAGAGGGCCAAAUACGCCGCCACGAGACCCGCGCCUCUCGCCAACGAACUCGCGCUCAUGCAGUUUGCUGACGGUGGGAAUAUGGACUCGCACAUCAAACGCGUCAUGGAUGCUCAGGCGAAAGCUGUUGCUGGUCCUGGCCGUGUCGCUGGCGUUGGCGAUGUCUACCGUGAUGGUGAGGGCGGUGUAUGGUGGGAUCAGGCAGAGGAGUGGGAAUAUGCCCAUUUGCUCGGUGGAAGCGAUCCCAAAACGCAAGGUACGGGCGACAUGGACUGGGUCACGUUCGACAACGGUGCAAAGUCGCCCAAGAACGCGCAUACACUGAUCGCACCCUGCACCGCCGGGGAAGGCGAAGAACGCCGCGGGAGUGUAUCUACCCAGGACUCGGACCUCGAUCCCCAAUACAUCGUCCAGCCCACAGAUCACUUUGACACAGACGAUCUAGCGGUGUUUGGCAGUGCGCUGGUGCCACUCGUUUCGCGCAAGCCCGCCAUGUCCGUCCUAGCGCUUCCUGCGCGCUCUCGACGCACAGCCAAGCAUCUCCGCAAGCCGGAGUACAUGGUAGACGCCGCUUUCCCCCGCAUCCCCGGUUCUCCCAAGGGUGCAAGGUUCCCUGCCAGCGCCACUGGUGCCGUGGCUAAACCGAAGCCCAAAGGCAAGGCACGUAGACGCCCCGCUCCGCUCACGUUGAGCCCCCCGAGCCCCGCCUUCAAACAGCCUUCCAGCUCACCUCUAGAUGCUGAGAAGGUGCGCAAGGACUUUAUCGAGUCCUCAUUCGAGCCUGCCGUCCCCGCCACUCCCGCGACACCCUCUACGGCUGCUAUAGCCCAGGCGACCGUGGAUACUCGGGGCAAGUUGACCAGCAGGGCGCUGAAUCUGCCUUUUCGUAACGUCAAUUCAAGCACUGCGAGCUUACCUGCGAAGAAAUCGUUAGGAGUUAAGCCUUCUAGACUAAACAUGAAUGUGAUGGGUCUGUUCAGGAGUAAUAGAAAGGAGGGGGUCGUCCACUAGAGCUAAAGUCACAUCUUGCCUGGAUCCAUUGCUUCUUAUGUCGAUUGUAUCGCAUUCUUCACCUUUGGUUUGCUUUUCGGGCACUACAUGUUUUACCGCUUUUGUCAUGUUUUUGUAUCCUUUUCUGUAGCUAUAGCGCUCGUGAUCGAUGCAUGUGUCUCCCUUGCUUGGCUGACGCAUUAUGUUGUUUGUUAUCCUCUACACUUUCUAUCCUAGCAUGUUGCAUAAUCUUUUUUUUGUCUUGUUAUUUUUCUGAUGAUGUUGUAUGUCACAAACUCUCCGCAUUUGAACGCAGUUCUCAACGACUUGAAAUGGCGCAGUUCAAUCCAGGUACCGUGACUACUACUGGUAGUACGAGUCAAUGUCAGUGGUUCGCGAUCGACUCUGACUCUCGGGGGUCGAAGAACCGAGGAUCAUCGACCGGUACGGUUCGUUCAGAGUUACUUAUCGCCAUGGCCUUCCAUCUCUUCUACUACGCAUAAUGCAUCGAAUCGUGAACCGGUGCUCUUCAAAUCCGACUGCAUUUCGUCACUGACACCAAUCGCUCCGCGCCAGAUGGACGUUGCAGUCUGAGCCAGUACAAUGGGAUUGGGAUCUGCCAUUGCCAGUGAUCGCGGCUGAAUGUAUGUCGAGUCAAAUUCUGUUUUGGAGGGCAUUGCAGUAUCGGAUUGUGAGGCCGCUUCUUCAGGGUUGGCAGUUUGGCCUUUACA
Molecule: messenger RNA, 2865 nt
Organism: Serpula lacrymans var. lacrymans S7.9
Lineage: Eukaryota; Fungi; Basidiomycota; Agaricomycetes; Boletales; Serpulaceae
Exons: 4
Coding region: 347-2155 (602 amino acids)
Source: RefSeq, a predicted model, not a curated record